Plasmodium gallinaceum is the source of this 1854-nucleotide messenger RNA. It is a transcript of the gene SART1, whose product is annotated as U4/U6.U5 tri-snRNP-associated protein 1, putative. The transcript has a single exon. The record is from RefSeq and is a predicted model, not a curated record. Gene Ontology annotation, cellular component: U4/U6 x U5 tri-snRNP complex. Lineage: Eukaryota; Apicomplexa; Aconoidasida; Haemosporida; Plasmodiidae. Gene Ontology annotation, biological process: maturation of 5S rRNA; mRNA cis splicing, via spliceosome. The coding region runs from base 1 to 1854 and encodes 617 amino acids.
AUGGAUGAUGUUUGCGAAUUAAGUAUAGAAGAAACUAAUAAAUUAAGAGAAAAAUUAGGUUUGAAAAAGUUGGAAAUAAAAGAAGAUAAUACUAAGAAAAUAGUUGAUAAUAAGUCCAAUUUGGUUAAUGAAGAUUUAAAUGAUAAAAAUGAAAAAUUAAAAAAAGAAAAUAAAAUAAUUAAUAAAGUAGAUCCAAAGGAAAGUAACAAAAUUAAAUCAAUAAGCGAAUAUUAUAAUGAUGACAUUAAUGAUGUAGAAUCAUGGAUAAAUAAAACGAGAAAAACAAUGAAUAAAAGGCUAGCACAAGAAUCUAUAGAAUACAGUGAUGAUGAAGAAAAAAUUAAAAAGAGAAAAAAAAAUAAAAAAAAUAAUUUUGUUAGUUGUGUAAAAGUUGAACAUAAAAAUGAAGAUAUAACUGAUGACAUGAUUUUAACAUUAAAAGAUAAAAGUGUUUUAGAUGAUGAAGAAGAUUGCUUAAUAAAUGAAGAACUAAAUAAAAAAAAUAUGAAACAUUUAAUUUCAAAAAAUGAUGAAACCUACUGGAAUAAAAAUUAUUAUGAUCCUUUAUCAUAUUAUGACGAUAAUAAUAAAACUGUAGGAGAUGGAUCUUCUAUUAAUAUGAUUCCUAAAUAUGAAGAUGAAAAAUAUUCUUUUGAUAUAAAUAUACAAUACGAUGAAAAUAAAGACAUGCUUAAUAAUGAAGUAAUAAAAAAACAAGAAGUUCAAAAAAAAGAAAAUGAUAAAAAAGAAGAAAAAGAAACUAAAGAAAGAGAUGAGAAGAAUAAUUUAGAUAAUAUUUUAAAAUUAAAGAAAAGAAAAAUUAAAAAUAUAAGAAAAAGAAAGAAAGAUGCUUGGGAUUUCCUCUACAGCGAAAAAGAGGAAAAUGAAGAAAAAGGGAAUAAAACAGAAGAAAAUGAAAUUAAGAAAAAUGAAAGUACUGAUAUUUUAGAUGAUGUUAUUAAAAAAAUACGAGAAGAACAGGCCAAUAUGGAAUUUAAUUAUUUUGAUGAUGUAUUUAGUGAAAAUGAAGAAGACAAAGAGUUAUAUGAACUUUUACAAAAAGGUAAUAAUUUAAAAAAAAUAAAAAAAGAAAAUAAUUAUCAAAAUGAACUGUUAAAAUACAUAGUAAUAAAUGACAAAGAAAAAAAAUCAAACGAUGAAAAAAAUGAUAAUAUUAUAAAAUUAACAAAUGCAUCUGAAUUUUGUAAAAAUAUCUCCUUACCAAGAGAUAUACAUGAAAAUGAAAAAAAAAUGAAAUCAAAAAAAAAUGAAAAAGAACAUGUGAAUGAAGAUUUUCUUUCAUCAAAAAAUCUAUUAAAAGAAAAUAUUAAUGAAGACAUAUUAAAAAAUACAUAUGACGAUGAAGAAAUAAUAAAAAAUGAAGAAGAAAACGAAGAAAAAAAAAAUAGCAAAUUUGAUUACGAUGAAGAUCCAUGUGAUGAAAUUUCAUCGGGGGGGGCAUCGAAGAUUUUUAAUGAAAUAGAGUUAGAUGAAGGAUUAUAUGGUGCUUUAAAAUAUUUAAAAACAAAAGGAGAAUUAAAUAUUGAAGACAAAAUAUAUAAGAACCCUGAAAAUAAACCAUUACAUAUGUCAACUGAGAAAAAUGAUAUAAAAUUAGAUUAUAAAAAUGAUUUAGGAAAGGUUAUGACCCCAAAAGAAACUUUUCGCUAUAUAUCAUGGAUUUUUCACGGAAAAAAACAAGGUAAAAAUAAAUUAGAAAAAAAAAUUAAGAGAUUAGAAAUUGAACGAAGAUUUAAGGAAAAUCCAAUCGAUUCUUUACCAACAUUAAAUGUCUUAAAAAAAUAUCAGCAAAUACAAAAAAAAUCAUAUUUUACAUUAUCAAGCAAUAAUUAA